AGGUGGCGUCUGAAGACUGUCGAGCUGCUUCGUGGUUGAUUAUCUUGGACGAAGAAGUGAAACAGCGCCUUGUGGUCGAUGUUUUACUGGACUCUGGUACCAUUGUAGUCGUGGACAGACACGGAAGACGGACAGGAGGCUGUGACAGCUGUAUGGGACAAACCAGUUCCCAGGUUGACAGAAUGACUUCUCCUGUCCGUGUGAUCGUGGUGGGAGCUGGCUGUCGAGGGGAGAUCUACUCCCAGUAUGCAUCCAUCCAUCCUGACCGCAUGAAGGUUGUUGCUGUGUCUGAUCCAAGGAAGUUCGCCCGCACCAAACUUCAGAAGCAACACAACAUCAAAGAUGAAAACACAUUUGAAGACUGGCACACUGUCGUUGAAAGAGACAAGUUUGCAGAUGCCGUGUUAAUUUGCACUCCGGAUCGCCUUCAUAAGGAACCUGCUGUGGCAUUUGCAAAGAAGGGAUACCAUGUUCUUCUGGAGAAACCGAUGGCAACAACUGCAGAGGAUUGCACAGUGAUUGUGGAGGCUUGUGUUCAGAGUGGUGUGAUGCUGUCUGUGGGUCAUGUUCUCCGCUACGAUCCACUCAUCCACAAGAUUAAGGAGCUCAUUGAUGCUGGAGUCGUUGGUGAUGUGAUCCAUAUUCAGCACCUCGAGCCGGUUGGGUCUUACCACUUCGCUCACUCGUUUGUUCGAGGAAACUGGAGGAACGAAGCAGAGAGCUCUUUUGCUCUUUUGGCCAAGUCGUGCCAUGACAUUGACCUAAUACAUCACUGGGCCGGAGCACGCAGGUGUGUGAAAGUGUCAUCGUUUGGAUCAGUCAGCCAUUUCCAAAAAAAACACAAGCCAACAGGUGCUGCAGAUCGCUGCCUCGACUGUCCAAUAGAAAAAGAAUGUCCGUACUCAGCAUGCAAAAUCUACCUGGACAAAGUGAAACGGGGUCACACCGGCUGGCCAGUAAAUGUCAUCUGCCCGAGCUCACUCCCAGACAUCGAGUCAGUAACUGAGGCACUGAGGACUGGACCAUAUGGCCGCUGUGUCUACGAGUGUGACAACGAUGUCUGCAGUAAUCAGGUGGUUAACAUGGAGUUUGAAGGUGGUCUGACAGCAGCUUUUUCCAUGGUGGCGUUCACUGAGGAGACUUGCAUGCGAAAAACAACCAUCUACGGCAGCAAGGGAGAGCUGUCAUACGAUGGCCAUGAGAUUCGUGUGUUCGACUUUCUGACCCAGAGAUCCACAAAGCACACAGCAGACAGUAAAGCUCACCAGACGUUCGGCAUGAGUGGACACGGUGGAGCCGACUACCACCUUAUAAAAGCCUUUAUUUCUGCUGUGGCGAAAAACGAUCCGUCCCUGAUUCGAUCGGGUCCUGAGGAUACGUUGCUGAGCCAUUUGCUGGUGUUUGAAGCAGAGCGCUCGCGACUGGAGGGCAGGGUGGUGUACUGUGAGGACAGUAACCAGAGCUAGAAGACUGCCAAACACUGUGAGCAUGUUAGCUCCCCUUAUAACCAAAACUUUAAUGCCAUCCAAGUGAUUGAAGAUGCUUUUAAACUGAUAGAUGAAGGAACAAAUCUGGAGGGCAGGGUGGUGUACUGUGAGGACAGUAACCAGAGCUAGAGGACUGCCAAACAUUCUGAGCAUGUUAGCUCACCUUAAAACAAACACUAUGAUGAUAUCCAAAUGAUUGAAGAUGCUUUUAAACUGAUAGAUGAAGGAACAAAUCUUGUGUAGUCAUGUAAUCAUUUCAGUGCUGUCAGUGUACUGUCAAUAACUUCAUGAUCAGUUGAUUAGUCAUGUUGUUAUCACUGCUUGAGAAACUUUCUGUAAAUAUUCAUGCCAGUUGAUCUUUCACUCCAAACAGAUUCUUGAAAUGCUCAGGGCUUAAACAACUCCUGUUUAACUACUGUAUGAAUAAAUUGCUUAUUUUCCACUA
Molecule: messenger RNA, 1932 nt
Organism: Stegastes partitus (bicolor damselfish)
Lineage: Eukaryota; Metazoa; Chordata; Actinopteri; Pomacentridae
Exons: 14
Coding region: 153-1466 (437 amino acids)
Molecular function (GO): nucleotide binding
Source: RefSeq, a predicted model, not a curated record